Messenger RNA from Antrostomus carolinensis (chuck-will's-widow), 4121 nucleotides. Its product is annotated as fibrillin-2. The record is from RefSeq and is a predicted model, not a curated record. Gene Ontology annotation, molecular function: calcium ion binding. Lineage: Eukaryota; Metazoa; Chordata; Aves; Caprimulgiformes; Caprimulgidae.
AUCUUGAUGAAUGCUCCAAUGGAACCCACCAAUGCAGCAUGAAUGCUCAGUGUGUGAACACUCCAGGGUCAUACCGCUGUGCCUGUGCAGAGGGAUUCACUGGGGAUGGAUUUACUUGUUCUGAUGUUGAUGAGUGUGCAGAAAAUAUUAAUCUGUGUGAAAAUGGACAGUGUUUGAAUGUCCCUGGUGCCUACCGUUGUGAGUGUGAGAUGGGAUUCACUCCUGCCUCGGACAGCAAGUCCUGCCAAGACAUCGAUGAAUGCUCCUUCCAGAACAUAUGUGUAUUUGGUACCUGUAAUAAUCUGCCGGGGAUGUUUCAUUGUAUCUGUGAUGAUGGCUAUGAACUGGAUCGAACUGGGGGAAACUGUACAGAUAUCGAUGAAUGUGCUGAUCCCAUUAAUUGUGUUAAUGGUCUUUGUGUAAAUACUCCUGGAAGGUAUGAGUGUAAUUGCCCUCCAGACUUCCAGCUGAAUCCUACUGGAGUGGGUUGUGUGGAUAACCGUGUUGGCAAUUGCUACCUGAAGUAUGGACCACGAGGGGAUGGAAGUCUAUCCUGCAACACUGAAAUUGGGGUUGGAGUCAGUCGUUCCUCGUGCUGCUGCUCUCUGGGAAAGGCUUGGGGAAACCCCUGCGAGACGUGUCCCCCUGUAAAUAGCACGGAAUAUAAUACUCUCUGUCCCGGGGGUGAAGGAUUCAGACCAAAUCCCAUCACUAUUAUUUUGGAAGACAUUGAUGAAUGUCAGGAACUGCCAGGUCUCUGCCAAGGUGGAAAUUGCAUCAAUACUUUUGGCAGCUUCCAGUGUGAAUGUCCAAAAGGCUACUACCUCAGUGAAGAGACAAGAAUCUGUGAAGAUAUUGAUGAGUGUGUUGCACAUCCUGGUGUCUGUGGUCCUGGCACCUGCUACAAUACCUUGGGGAACUACACCUGCAUUUGCCCACCUGAAUAUAUGCAGGUGAAUGGAGGACAUAACUGCAUGGACAUGAGGAAAAGCUUUUGCUACAGAAGCUAUAAUGGAACCUCCUGUGAAAACGAACUGCCCUUCAAUGUGACCAAAAGGAUGUGUUGCUGCACAUACAAUGUUGGGAAAGCCUGGAACAAACCUUGUGAACCAUGUCCAACUCCAGGAACAGAUGAAUUCAAGAACAUAUGUGGGAAUAUUCCUGGCUUCACUUUUGACAUUCAUACUGGAAAAGCUGUUGACAUUGAUGAAUGUAAGGAAAUCCCAGGAAUCUGUGCGAACGGUGUUUGUAUCAAUCAGAUUGGCAGCUUCCGCUGUGAAUGCCCCACUGGAUUCAGCUACAAUGACCUGCUCUUGGUCUGUGAAGAUAUUGAUGAGUGCAGCAAUGGAGAGAAUCUCUGUCAGAGAAAUGCAGACUGUAUCAACAGUCCUGGUAGCUACCGCUGUGAAUGUGCUGUUGGUUUUAAACUUUCACCCAAUGGUGCCUGUGUUGAUCGCAAUGAAUGUCUGGAAAUUCCUAAUGUUUGCAGUCAUGGUUUAUGUGUGGACAUUCAAGGAAGUUACCAGUGUAUAUGUCACAAUGGUUUUAAGGCAUCCCAAGAUCAGACUAUGUGCAUGGAUGUUGAUGAAUGUGAACGCCAUCCAUGUGGAAAUGGAACUUGUAAAAACACAGUUGGAUCAUAUAACUGCCUGUGUUAUCCAGGAUUUGAAUUAACUCAUAAUAAUGACUGUAUAGAUAUCGAUGAGUGCAGUUCCUUCUUUGGUCAGGUGUGCAGAAAUGGACGGUGUUUCAAUGAAAUUGGUUCCUUCAAAUGUUUAUGUAAUGAAGGAUAUGAACUUACUUUAGAUGGGAAGAAUUGCAUUGAUACUAAUGAAUGUGUGGCACUACCCGGUUCAUGCUCUCCUGGUACCUGUCAAAAUUUGGAAGGAUCAUUCAGAUGCAUCUGUCCACCAGGAUAUGAAGUAAAAAGUGAAAGUUGUAUUGAUAUUAAUGAGUGUAAUGAGGAUCCCAACAUCUGUCUCUUUGGCUCUUGUACGAACACUCCAGGUGGCUUCCAGUGCAUCUGUCCUACAGGUUUUGUGCUGUCUGAUAAUGGACGGAGAUGUUUUGAUACUCGCCAGAGCUUCUGUUUCACUAACUUUGAGAAUGGGAAAUGCUCAGUGCCAAAGGCUUUCAACACCACAAAGGCAAAAUGUUGCUGCAGUAAAAUGCCAGGAGAAGGAUGGGGCAAUCCUUGUGAGCUCUGUCCAAAGGAAGAAGAAGUUGCUUUUCAGGACCUGUGUCCAUAUGGUCAUGGAACAAUUCCUGGAAUUGAUGCUACACGUGAAGAUGUCAACGAAUGCCUUGAAAGCCCAGGGAUUUGCUCAAAUGGUCACUGCAUCAAUACUGAUGGGUCAUUCCGCUGUGAGUGCCCCAUGGGAUACAACUUAGAUUACACUGGAGUACAUUGCAUUGAUACAGAUGAAUGUGCAAUUGGCAGCCCAUGUGGAAAUGGUACGUGCACCAACGUGAUUGGCAGUUUUGAGUGCAACUGUCAUGAAGGAUUUGAGCCAGGCCCAAUGAUGAAUUGUGAAGAUAUAAAUGAGUGUGCUCAGAAUCCCUUGCUGUGUGCUUUUCGUUGUAUCAACACUUACGGUUUCUAUGAAUGCACAUGUCCAGUCGGCUAUGAACUAAGGAAGAUGUGCAGAGAUUUAGAUGAGUGUGCUGAAGGUCUCCAUGAUUGCGAAUCAAGAGGCAUGAUGUGCAAAAAUUUGAUUGGUACCUUCAUGUGCAUUUGUCCUCCUGGAAUGAUCCAGAGACCUGAUGGAGAAGGCUGCACAGAUGAAAAUGAAUGCCGCACCAAGCCAGGUAUCUGCGAAAAUGGUCGUUGCAUGAAUGUUAUUGGGAGCUACCGAUGUGAAUGUAACGAAGGAUUCCUGUCAAGUCCAUCAGGCAUUGAGUGUCUUGAUAAUCGCCAAGGGUUCUGCUUUGCUGAAGUUUUACAGACAAUGUGUCAGAUGGCUUCAAGCAGCCGUAAUCUUGUCACUAAAUCUGAGUGCUGCUGUGAUGGAGGUCGGGGCUGGGGUAACCAGUGUGAGCUCUGCCCAGUUCCCGGAACCACCCAAUAUAAGAAACUCUGUCCACACGGACCAGGCUAUACUACAGAUGGAAGAGAUAUUGAUGAAUGUAAGGUCAUGCCAAACCUGUGUAGGAAUGGACAGUGUAUUAACACCAUGGGCUCCUUCCGAUGCUUUUGCAAAGUUGGCUAUACCACUGACAUAAGUGGCACAUCUUGUAUUGAUCUUGAUGAGUGUUCCCAGUCUCCUAAACCAUGCAAUUUUAUUUGCAAGAACACAGAGGGGAGCUAUCAGUGCUCAUGUCCUCGGGGCUACAUCCUUCAAGAAGAUGGAAAGACAUGCAAAGAUCUUGAUGAAUGUCAAACCAAACAACACAAUUGUCAGUUUCUCUGUGUCAACACACUUGGAGGCUUCACAUGCAAAUGCCCACCUGGUUUUACACAACACCACACAGCUUGUAUUGAUAACAAUGAAUGUGGUUCUCAGCCAUUGCUUUGUGGAUCAAAAGGAAUUUGCCAAAACACCCCAGGAAGUUUUACCUGUGAAUGUCAAAGGGGAUUUUCUCUGGAUUCUACUGGAUUAAACUGUGAAGAUGUGGAUGAAUGUGAUGGAAACCAUAGGUGCCAGCAUGGCUGUCAAAACAUCCUGGGUGGAUACAGGUGUGGAUGCCCUCAAGGAUAUAUACAGCAUUACCAGUGGAAUCAAUGUGUUGAUGAAAACGAAUGCUCCAAUCCUAAUGUGUGUGGCUCUGCUUCGUGCUACAACACACUUGGAAGCUACAAGUGUGCCUGCCCAUCAGGAUUUUCUUAUGACCAAUUCUCCAGUGCAUGCCAUGAUGUGAAUGAGUGUUCUUCUGCCAAGAAUCCCUGCAAUUACGGUUGUUCCAACACUGAGGGUGGUUAUCUGUGUGGCUGUCCACCUGGCUAUUACAGAGUUGGACAAGGCCACUGUGUCUCAGGGAUGGGAUUUAACAAAGGCCAGUACCUGCCACUGGACGGAGAUGCUGAUGAAGAGAAUGCUUUGUCCCCUGAAGCGUGUUAUGAGUGCAAAAUCAACAGCUAUUCCAAAAAAGACAACAGGAAGAAGAGAAGUGCUAAUGACACU